This is a messenger RNA of Peniophora sp. CBMAI 1063, 954 nucleotides long. NCBI's taxonomy places the organism in Eukaryota, Fungi, Basidiomycota, Agaricomycetes, Russulales, Peniophoraceae. The record is from the annotation of a GenBank genome assembly.
AUGGCGCCCGUUGCACUUUCGCCUUUACCAGCGAGCGUCACGGUUCUGCUCGCUACGGGCGCCGGGACGGCACUAUGCUCCGCGUCGGCCAACGCGCUGAAUGAGCUUCAAGAAGCGCCGUUCGACGCGCAGAUGGGAAGGACACGCGGAAGACCGCUCGUGAGGCGGAUCAUCAGUCCCACGCAUGCGGCACUGUUCGCCGCGGGCACUGGCAUCGCAGGGCCGGCCAUUCUCUGGGGUUUGGUCAACCCUACAACAGCACUCCUGGGCGCAGCGAACAUCGUGCUCUAUGCCGGGGUCUAUACGGCUAUGAAGAGGUUCACAGUGUGGAACACCUGGGUCGGAUCCGUCGUAGGAGCAAUACCUCCGUUAAUGGGCUGGACGGCCGUAGGCGGACAUCUCCUUCCUUCAGCCGACCACCCUGUCACUCUGUUCCUCCCACAAUGGUUGAGCAGCGCGCCAAUGCCAGAUCUGACGCUCGUGGACAACCCCCUCGCACCACUCGCGCUGUUCUUGUUGAUGUAUCAUUGGCAAUUCCCACACUUCAACGCUCUAGCACAUUUCGUGAGGAACGCGUAUGCGCAGGGUGGAUAUCAUAUGCUUAGUAUCCUCGAUCCGCGCCGGAACGCGCUCGUAUCACUCAGACACACUGCCUUGCUCGCGGCAUUGUGCACCAUCCUCGUUCCGUUGAGCGGGUUGACAACAUGGACGUUCGCUCUGACGAGUGCGCCUGCACACGCAGUGCUGUUACAAGCGGCGUGGAAAUUCUACAAGCAGGGAGGAGAGGCGCAUGCGAGGAAGCUGUUCCAUCAUAGCCUAUGGUACCUGCCAGUUGUGCUCGGCUUGAUGAUGGCGCAUAAGCAGGGGAUGGAGUGGACGAGCUGGGUGGGAAUGGGUGGUGAGGAGAAGGCCGAGGAAGAGAGCAAGAAAGGGGAGGUGGAGAGUGCUAUCUAG